UUUUUUUGCCUCAUCGUUUUACUGACAGCAAGAAGAGAAUUUUAUUUUUUAAGACCAUCUUGGGGCUAAACUCCUUUUGGGGACCCCCAAGUUACUCUCAGAAUGAAGUUUUGGUAUAUUUUCUGUUUGAUCCUUGUCCACGAAGCUCUACAAAAUGUUCUCAGUCAACCAGCUGUGAAAGGUAAACGUUCCAAGGAACCGGCAGAGAAUAAAAUUAAACCUGCUAUAAAAAAACUCAAACCAAAAAUUACCAAAUUAAAGGAAUCAACAGAAAAUGUUCCCAAGGUGCAAUCCAUCAUGACUCAAGUACUGGAUAAAGGACGGUUCCAAAAGGCAGCCUCUAUGAUGAGUAUGACAGCUGGACAGAGCAUGGAACUCAGGUGCAAAGGGGAAAAGAUUGCAUGGAGCUAUCCAGAAUAUCUUGUUACUUUCAGGGAUUCCAGACUUAGUAUUAAACAACAUGACAGAUACGGGCAGCUGAUUCUUGCGAACUCCACAGCAGCCGAUACUGGGGAAUUUAGUUGCUGGGCCCAAGUGUGUGACAGAUUUGACUGCAAAAAAGAUGAAUCGAAAACUGGAUCUACUUACAUCUUUUUCACAGAUAAAGGUGAGCUGUUUGUUCCAUCUCCGAGUUAUUUUGAAAUUAUCUACCUACAUCCGGAUAAACCUACAAUCAUCCCGUGUCGCGUGACCAUCCCAUCAGCAAAAGUGACCCUCCACAGAGAGUUCCCUGCUGAGGAAAUCAAGGCUGAUGGCACAGCAAUUCUCUAUGAUGUAAAGAAAGGCUUUGUAUACCAACAUCCACAGUCCAAUCAGAGUGGUGUGGUGUAUUGCCGAGCAGAGAACAAAGGAGCUCCGCAGAUUUCAAUUAAAUAUCAGCUACUAUAUGUGGAAGUUCCCAGUGGUCCACCGUCUGCAACAAUUACAGCUUCCACUAACAAGGUCAGAAGUGGAGACGAUUUUAGCAUCUUCUGUACUGUGCUUGGAGAGCCAGAUGUAGAGGUAGAAUUUACAUGGAUUUAUCCAGGCCAAGAAUAUGAGAGACCAGUGGCUAUUCAAGACUCAUGGAGACUCGUUAACCGGGGCAUUGGACACACCACUAGAAUCUCAAAUAGUGUCAUCUCCAUUGAAGAUUUUGAAACCAUCGACGCCGGAUACUAUAUUUGCAAAGCACAGAAUCUCCGAGGACAGACAACAUUAGCUACAAGAGUGGAUAGAUUUUAAAUAAUUAUUCUUCCAAAGAACACUUUGCUGGCAAUUCUCAAUUAAAAAGAUUCUUCAUAAUAACCCUCUGCUUUUAUACCUGUACUUUAACAGCAGUUAAAUAUGUCAACAAGGCCAUUUGCAUAGAGAAGAACAUAAAUCCCUAUGUAAUAAAGUAAGCUGAACUGAAAAGAGCUAUCAUUAAGAGGACACGCCUCUACCAUGGAAUAUAUUUGUCAGACCAUUUCUGGUUUGGUUUUUUUAGGCCAAUAAUUACUCUUGAUGAAUUGUUUAAAAUAUAUGUUCCUGUAUUCAAAUACUUUAUGAAUAAAAUAUAUUAUAUAUAAUAGUUACAUAUUAAAAAUAUCAAAACAA
Messenger RNA from Bombina bombina (fire-bellied toad), 1578 nucleotides. RefSeq names its product platelet derived growth factor receptor like (gene PDGFRL). The record is from RefSeq and is a predicted model, not a curated record. The transcript is spliced from 6 exons. Bases 103 to 1224 code for a protein of 373 amino acids. NCBI's taxonomy places the organism in Eukaryota, Metazoa, Chordata, Amphibia, Anura, Bombinatoridae.